Molecule: messenger RNA, 16924 nt
Organism: Coregonus sp. 'balchen'
Lineage: Eukaryota; Metazoa; Chordata; Actinopteri; Salmoniformes; Salmonidae
Source: the annotation of a GenBank genome assembly
ACAGCCAGUUACAGGCUAAUGGGGACAUGGCUUAGCGUGGUCCCCCCUAUUACAUCGACAAUCAUAUAGCUGUAUUUUUUAUUAUAUACAUCUCAUUUACGUUUUUGUAUUCCUUGUAAACGUACUUGAUUCAUGCAAACUCUCGUGCGUUGGACUUAGCACCUCUUGACAUCAACACGGCUCAGCUCAACCGGUGCAGGUACAGUAGGUCCUUUAUGUUUAGCAGCGCGUUAGCUCGGUGGCUGGCUAACCCAACAGCUCUUUUGAAAAUACAUCGAUAUAUCGAUGUAACAAAAACGAUCUAUUGGCUUGCAUUAUAAAUUAUAUAAAUGCAUGUGUGUUUUAAAGUUAAUUUGAUAUAAUUAGCUAGCAACCAGAAGCUGCAAUUAUCUUUACCUGUAAAUGUUGGCGGCAUUCAAUGAAACUGAACGAGUGUAGGGGAAGAUGUUCCUAGCCUGUAAUUUGUCAGCCUUCAAUGCUUCGGCCGUAAUUUUAGGACAUUUAUUUAUUCAUCAUGGCAGUGUUAUUGAUGAUAAACAUGGGAGCUUGCUAGUUAGUUGAUCUAGCCAUAAAAUAUAUUCAACCGCCGUCUAUAUGGCCUUUAUUGGCAUCCAAACGUAGCGAAGUAGCUAGUUGCCUGAUCAAAUUGAUUAGCUAUCCCCCCACGAUUAGCUCGCAGUUUGGGUGUUUGUUCGGAUGAUUGAUUACUAGCUCAUCAACUGCUAAUCUCACAACAGUAGUCCAGCUAAUAAUGAGCCAUUUUACGCAACGCUGUGACUAAAAAAAACACUUUUCAACCAUGAUCUGUAACUCUCUGAGUGUCUGUACCGUCCCAAGAUAUGCAUGGUUUGUUGUUCCUUGCGCGAGCUGCUGAUCGAAACAUUAUCUGCCCCUAGCGGACCGGGAGCAACAUGGUAGUUCCGGACAGCGCCGGUGAGGUCCAACCAGCAGGCAAUGACGGUACCGGGGGUCUUAUGAAGAACUCCCAGCCGAGCUACGAGGAGGAGCAGGAGCUAGCAGGGGUGGAGUUGGAGGAGGUGCGUAAGCUCCAGGAGCUCAUUCGAAGACUCGAGGUCCAGAAUCAAACACUCCGCAACAGAGGAGGCAGUAAGAAUCUACAUCUCGGAGGAGCGACCACCACAAACAACAGUAACCUCACAACCAGUACCAACAUCAAUGAGAGAAUCUCAUCCUGCCAAGGGGUGAUCAACACCAACUCCCCUCUCAGGUUGGGGAGCAGUGGAAGUUGUGGAACGGAGCUAGGCAGCAGCAGUGACUUGGAGCUGUCCCCUCCUCAGGACUGUAGUAGCAGUGAGGAUAUGUCCCCGCUCCCUGUAGCUAACCGGAUAGAGGAGGAGGGGGAGGAGGAUGGUGGACUGUGUGCAGGCUUUCUGACCCUGCCGUGCGGGAACGGACCGGGACAGGAGCAGACCCAGGGGCUAAGCCCAACCCCAGAGAGUCCCUCUCUGGACAGCUAUGAGUCUGAGACCCUGGCGGAGAGCGAUUCAGGGGUGGACCAGUUAGCUCUGGAUGAGGUGGAUGUUCUGGACCUAGAGGAGGACUUUGCAGAGGUGGAUGGUGAGGACAGCUGGUAGGUACCAUGGUGAUAGGAGAUGGUGAGGACAGCUGGUAGGUACCAUGGUGAUAGGAGAUGGUGAGGACAGCUGGUAGGUACCAUGGUGAGGACAGCUGGUAGGUACCAUGGUGAGGACAGCUGGUAGGUACCAUGGUGAUAGGAGAUGGUGAGGACAGCUGGUAGGUACCAUGGUGAUAGGAGAUGGUGAGGACAGCUGGUAGGUACCAUGGUGAUAGGAGAUGGUGAGGACAGCUGGUAGGUACCAUGGUGAUAGGAGAUGGUGAGGACAGCUGGUAGGUACCAUGGUGAUAGGAGAUGGUGAGGACAGCUGGUAGGUACCACGGUGAUAGGAGACGGAGAGAGCGAAAGGAUGCAUGUGAAAUUCCACCCUAUUUCCUAUAUAGCUAAUGCAGUACUUUUGACCAGGGCCUGCAUAGGUCUCUCAUCGAAAGUAGUGCACUAUAUAGGGAAUGGAGUGCCAUUUCGGAUGCAGCCAAAUGUCCUCUGCACACGGUAUGGAAGGUCCCGUACCUGUUUAUUUGCUAUGCUUUGAUCAUAACGGGUCUUAGUCCACCUUAGGUGUGUGCCACGUGUGCAUGUCUACUGUCUCUUUCUGCUGCUAUACCUGCAGAUUCUGCACUCUGUGCUAUGUCAUGAAACAACUGUUCAGAUUACAUUUAUUCCCAGUAGAUCUGCAUUCCCAGUAGACACUAGACAUGCAUUCUGAUCACUGCAGAUGAAGGAGAGGAACACACAUUUACAUUUACAUUUUAGUCAUUUAGCAGACGCUCUUAUCCAGAGCGACUUACAGUUAGUGAAUACAUAUUUUUUUUAUACUGCCCCCCCGUGGGAAACGACGUAGAGUAAUAUUCACUAGUCUGCACCCCACAUGUAGAGUAAUAUUCACUAGUCUGCACCCCACAUGUUGGAGUGGAGACAUCUGUUCACCACUGUCUCCAGGGUGAUGAAAGGUCCUUUAGCCAGAUGAGUCAUUAUGGUACUGUUCUGUUCAACCUUUCACUCCUAUAAGUAGAGGCACUAUGACUGCAACCUUUAGUCAUACAAAAAUGUUAAUUUGGCCAGGGUUACGUCCCAAACGGCACCCUAUUCCCUACACAGUGCACUUCUUUUGACCAGAACCCUAUGGGCCCUAAUGCACUAUGUAGGGAAUAGGGCACUAUUUGGGAUGCAGCCCUAGGUUGGAGGUGGGUCUCUGCUGUGGCAGUUGACCUGGUUUCCGUGAUACGUAACAACCAGAGGAAAACGUGCAGAAAAUGCAUGCAGGUGUUAUGCAGCGGAGCUAGUAGGCUACAGCAGCCUUUAGAUGGAAAUAUCUGAGCUCUGCUUCUGCUUUGGAAAUGCUCGGCUUUGUGGGCUGUGACAGGCAGUGCCUCUGAUCACUGGAUCUAUGUGACUAGGAGAGAGAAUUAAUUGGGGACAGAGAGAAAAUAGGGGGUAGUGUGGAGCAAAAGGAUGGAUAGUGAUUGAGGGGGAGACCGAAAUGGAAAGAGAGAGGGAGCAUCAUGCUCUAGUCUAGAGGGAGAGGGGCACAGAGGGAGAGAGGCCAAUGUUGUCGCUGGGUUAAGGGCAGCCAGCCAACCUGAUUUACUCUGGGUAUUGUGUGUGUGUGUCAGCAGCAGUAGUGUUGUCCUCCUCUGACGUGAACACCCAGAGAGGGAGGAGGAGGCUUGAGCUCAGAGCCAGAGCUAGCACCGCUGGGCCUCUCAACGUUCAAGGAGACAUGGGUCCUAUUCACUAGGUACCAAACCGGAUAAAAUGGACUGAAACGGGGAGGGACUACCUGAGCUUGUCCAAUAAGAAAGGCUUGUUAGUUUUCCGUUUUUAAAGCAUUUUGCUACUGUGGGCCCUAAAAUACAGCCAUAGGUACUAAUACAUAGAGCCAUAGGUACUAAUACAUAGAGCCAUAGGUACUAAUACAUAGAGCCAUAGGUACUAAUACAUAGAGCCAUAGGUACUAAUACAUAGAGCCAUAGGUACUAAUACAUAGAGCUAUAGGUACUCCAAUGGCAUGACUUGACUUAUUGCUUCUUGGCAAAGUUCAAAAGGACACACACACACACAGUGACUUGUUAUGUGCCCCUGUUAAACUGUGAUGAUUCAAGGCUGCAGUCAAUGCAUCAUUUUCCACAGCCAGAGAAGUGGAAACAAGGCGUUAGUUGUCCUGUUUAUCCCACAUGCAGAGUGCCUAGGUUAGUCCUAGUUCAGUCACUACUCAGGGCUUCUACUACUGCUGGCAAAGUCCUGGAAGUCACUACUAUAUUUUGCAUCAUUCAAAUGAUCAAAUGAAUGUCAGCCCUGUACUGUUGUUACUGAGUUCCUGUGUCUAGUCAGGGUUCUUCUGUUGUGGAGGAGGAGGAGCUUGGCUUGUUUACCAGAAUUUAAUUAACACGAUUGGAUUACCUCAAAAUGUUUGUAAUGGCAGACUGCUAAUUCCCAUAUAAUCCAUUAAAAUGUAAUGUUCCCUCUGUACGCCACAAGGUUAAUCUAGGCCUGUGGCUUGUGUGUGUUUGCCAAGUCCAGGGUGUUGUUCUAAACCCAUUAUGCAUUUGUUUACCCAUCCCAUUUUAUACAGUAUUGUCCGACACAAACAGGUGCCAUAUUGUAUUCCUGGUAGCUACUUUAGCAGCUGAUCUGUGGAUUAACAAUCCCACUACCACAUCAUUAGCCAGUCUGUAUUAGGUCCAGGAGGUUCCCACUACCACAUCAUUAGCUAGUCUGUAUGAGGCCCAGGAGGUUCCCACUACCACAUCAUUAGCCAGUCUGUAUGAGGCCCAGGAGGUUCCCACUACCACAUCAUUAGCCAGUCUGUAUUAGGUCCAGGAGGUUCCCACUACCACAUCAUUAGCCCGUCUGUAUGAGGACAGGAGGUUCCCACUACCACAUCAUUAGCCAGUCUGUAUUAGGUCCAGGAGGUUCCCACUACCACAUCAUUAGCCAGUCUGUAUUAGGUCCAGAAGGUUCCCACUACCACAUCAUUAGCCAGUCUGUAUGAGGUCCAGGAGGUUCCCACUACCACAUCAUUAGCCAGUCUGUAUGAGGUCCAGGAGGUUCCCACUACCACAUCAUUAGCCCGUCUGUAUGAGGUCCAGGAGGUUCCCACUACCACAUCAUUAGCCCGUCUGUAUGAGGUCCAGGAGGUUCCCACUACCACAUCAUUAGCCAGUCUGUAUGAGGUCCAGGAGGUUCCCACUACCACAUCAUUAGCCAGUCUGUAUGAGGUCCAGGAGGUUCCCAUUACCACAUCAUUAGCCAGUCUGUAUUAGGUCCAGGAGGUUCCCACUACCACAUCAGUAGCCAGUCUGUAUGAGGUCCAGGAGGUUCCCACUACCACAUCAUUAGCCAGUCUGUAUGAGGUCCAGGAGGUUCCCAUUACCACAUCAUUAGCCAGUCUGUAUUAGGUCCAGGAGGUUCCCACUACCACAUCAGUAGCCAGUCUGUAUGAGGCCCAGGAGGUUCCCACUACCACAUCAUUAGCCAGUCUGUAUGAGGACAGGAGGUUCCCACUACCACAUCAUUAGCCAGUCUGUAUGAGGCCCAGGAGGUUCCCACUACCACAUCAUUAGCCAGUCUGUAUGAGGACAGGAGGUUCCCACUACCACAACAUUCAAUAAAUAAUAAGCCCAGGCAUGGACCCCUAAGCUGCUUUGGGCUGGAUUCUAGGGCUCAGGGCUUAAUCCCAAAUGGCACCCUAUUCCCUUUAUAGUGCACUACUUUUGACCAGAGCCCUGUGGGUGUAGAGGACUAUAUAGGGUGCCAUUUGGGCUGGAGGCUGCUGGGGGCUAAACUGCUUUGAGGGAACUUAGGCUGCAUGUGAUCCGUCAUGGACCUUCUGGUACUUAAAACAUUUACUGAGAGCUUUGUUUUGUGUGCAGAUGAUGGCGUGCCUACUGGUAUUUCUAUCUAUGUAAAACAAAUAAUUACUAAUGGUCCAUUUACCAAAUGAUCUGCCCUCAGAGCCUCUUCAACUGUAGCUCUGAGGAUCAAACGAUCUGACCGUUAAACAGCUAGCCUAACUAACUAGGCCUACUCGUUAGCAUCAGCCACUGCUGCUCAGCUCUCCAAUUGCCAGAAGUAAAUCGUUCCAGGCUCAAGUUGUCUGACUUUAUAGCCCUGACUGACUACUCUACCAUCUGUUCUGUGUGUGAGAGAGGCAUGGAGAAUGUCUGUCUGUAUUGUUGCUGGUCCCAGUGGGAUAGAGGGCUUGUCUUUGUGUUUGUCCAAUGGGAAGAUGAGGCCAAGUUGAUUACUCAAAAACCAGUUCGCACAGCCAGGCCUAUUUGUGUGUUUCGCGCCUCAACGCAUUCCCCAUGUGACCCGGAUCAAACGUCCUAACGGACUUGGCAGUUUGCUCUGCACGUUUUUCAAGGGGAGGGACUCCCUCAACUCAAACACUCAUCGCUACAUCGCUAGACUUCGCAUGUACUCUAGAAACAGAAUGCAGGACUAUCAGGCCGAUCACAGAUGUUCAAGUCACACGUAUUGAUACCAGUUGAGCUCAUCCCCUUGUCAUGUGAGGUGGUGUGUAGUAGACUAGGCAUGUUGUCUACAGUAGGCAAGACGUGCUGUAGAUGUGCCUAUUUCAGACAACUCAUGCAGUAGAAGGUAAUGCAUGGUGAUGGCUGGGAGAGGACCGGAGGACCGUACAGUAGAGCCCUCAUUAGGAGAUGGGGGCCAUGAUACUGCUGCUGCUGUGGAGGGAAGAGGUCACUGCCAGGGAUGGGCUGAGCACACACAACACUGCUACUGCUGUGGACUGUGGUUAUUGCCUGGGAACAUGGGACAGGCUAGAAUGGGCAGAACUAAAUGGGUUGGGAUGGAGUGAGAUGGGCUGUGUGUGUGGAGUGGUGACCGUCUAGGUUUGAAUAAUUGGAUGGGUUUAGGUCAAGAGACUGGCCUGACUGUACUGAAAGUAUAACGUAUCAAUAUCGUCCUGCUACAGUGUAGCCUACGGCUAUGGCUUAUGUAUGCAACGAAGACAUGUUGCUGUAUGUUGGGUCAAGUGGAGUAUUCGCUAUGGCUAGCCUAUUUCUAGUAGUAGAUGAUUAGUGUUAUGAAGGAUACUGUGGUUGUGUUCCACCAUGCGUAGAAGGCAUGCCUCCUGCAGACAUUCCCACAUACUAAAAGUUAUUAAAUGCAUACCUGGCAGGCCAGAUAACUCAAUUAAUACUGUGUUCCCAUCCCACUGUUCUGCUGUUCGCUUGGCUGCAGGCAGGCUGGAUAAACAGGCUUUGCAAAAUGUAAAUUCUCUCUGUCUCUCUCUCUCUCUCUCUAUCCACCUCCUUUCUCCUCCUCUUCCCUUCAUCACUCCCUGCCUCUCUCUCUCCCUCACCUCUCCACAUCUCUCUCCUUCUCCCUGUUUUCUAUCCUCAUCUCUUUUCUCUCCACCCUCCCCCUCUCUCUCUCCCUCCCCCUCUCUCUCUCCCCUCCCCUCUCCUCUCCCUCCUCCCCUCUCCCUCCCCCCUCUCUCCCUCUCUCCCUCCCCCUCUCUCCCUCCCCUCUCCUCCCCCUCCUCUCCCUGCAGGUUGUAUGUCUCCCCUAAGAAGCAGGUAGUUGCUGAGCCCAGGCCUGAGUCUCCUCUGAAGUGGUGUCGGAAGGUUCUGGACCACCCCACCCCAGAGACGGAGGUGGCCUGUCGUACCCUGCUCAACCGUCUCGACCAGGGUACGCACCUACCUAGUAACCUUAUGAUAACCAUAUAACAACUCUAAAGUAACUAUACUAUAGUAACCUUAUACUAACCAUGUCAUAACAUGUACAAUAACCUUAUAGGAAUCCUACAACUUUAAUAAUAGCCAUAUACAACCUUUUGAUAACCAUAAAAAAACAUAACUGUAUAAUAACCUUACAAUAACAUUAUAACAACUCUAUAGGACUCCUUCUACAAUAACCUUGCUUCCUGCCAUUGCCCAGUAACCCUAUAAUAACCAACAUCCUGUCCUACACCAAUAACCUCAUAACAAGCAAUAAACUAAUACAAAAAUGGAUAAACUUGCCACUGACCACCAGUGAAUGCAGUCAUAACACAGUAUCUGAGGCAAUAACCAGUUCGACCUCGUAUCCAAUUACCUAACAUUAUGACUAACUACUGUUCCCUGAAGGAGGGAAAUGAGGUACAACACACUAUGGGGAAAUAUAAUCACGCCCCAAGCCGACCCCCCCCCCCCCAACGGAUACUAAAUGACCACCCAGACCUGACCCCGCCGGAUGCGGCAGUUUGGGUAUUACGCACACGGCGUGCUGCCUAGUGACUGUCCCCUGUCCCAGCCGUAAGCACACUGGGCUACACGGCGUGCUGCCUAGUGACUGUCCCCUGUCCCAGCCGUAAGCACACUGGGCUACACUGUCAGCAGUGACGUCCAAGCGACAAAACCUCACAGCCCAACUCUCCACAGCACAAAUAUCUCCUAUAGUCAAUCCUUUAAAUGACGCCCAAGACGCUGCCAGACCCCUGGUGGAGUGGGCACAUACACUGCUAGGUAACCCUUGACCCUUGCUGCUAUAUUCCAGGGAGAGCGCCCUGCCUCGAGCUGGUCACUACAGUUGAAGUCAGGCAACCCUGACAUUUUAAAGAGAGUGUACAAUUUUCAAUGUAAUGCAUCUCAAUAGGAAAAUAGUGCUUUUACACAAUGUAGAAAUGUAAUAUUCCACAAAUGACUUUGUAAUUUCAAUGACAGGUAUUCAUAUCAACAUUUUUAGCUUUUAUAAUAAACUAAUGUCUUUACAGUGUUAAAUAUUAGUUUAUAGGGCACAAUGUGCUUCAAAAGUAGCUAGAAUUCAUAUAGGCCCAAUAUAGGUUGCAUCUCAAUCAAUAAAAAAUAUAUUUUCUGGUGCUCUUAAAUUUAAUGUGGUGCUCCUAACUUUUAAGUUGUGAGCACCAGUGCUAAAAGCAUUAUUUAGAGGUGUGUGUGAGAGAGACGGCAGCUCAGCAACCACCAGUACUUUACCACUCAGUGAGUAUUAGAUCCAGCAGCACACCCCCAUUCAUUCAUUAUUUAUUUAUUUAUGCGUCUACUUCCUGCAGAUACUGACCUUCAACAACUGAGCCAUUCACACCCAACCAGGGCCUGGCCCAAUGACCACAUGGUGUAGCGACUGGGCUGGCUCAGAUAGUUUUAUAGCACCAGAACACAGCUGUCUGUCAGGGCAUGAAACUAUCCACUUUAGAAGUGAAACGUUAACAUGCACACCAUUGUGGUACAGGAGAUUACAGUCCCAGAGUUGACUUGAUUGUAGAAAAGAUUAAAGAUGACUCCUGAACGUGCUAGAUUACAAACUACCCACUGGCACAGGCAGCAGGCAAAUAUAGGAAGUCAUUCACUAGGCUAUAACCUACCCCAUAGUAAUGAGUCCUGUUAUAUAAGUGUGAUAUUGGAUAGUUUCACCCUCCUAAACUUGUGUUGUUGUGGCCCAUUGGCUCAGGCUCAAUGACUGAGCCAAUGGCAAACAGUGAAUAGCAAACAAUACUGCUUCCUGGAUGAAGUAAAUAAACCUAUAGGAACCAGUGCCUUAGGAAUAAUGACCUGCCAUAGCCUCAUUGCUACCUCUCAUAGCCUAUAAGGGUGAUGUAGAACGGGUACACCCUGCCAAACCUGUGUUGUUGUGGCCCAUUGGCUCCGGCAAUGAGUCUGAAUGAAGGUAGUGGCUGACAAUGAAGCUGUGUGAAGUCAGUAAAUAAUAUAGACUCCAAUGGGGCUGAAUAGAAUGAAGGUAGUGGCCAACAGUGUAUAAUAAUAAUAUGCCAUUUAGCAGACGCUUUUAUCCAAAGCGACUUAGUCAUGUGUGCAUACAUUUUUACGUAUGGGUGGUCCCGGGGAUCGAACCCACUACCCUGGCGUUACAAGCGCCAUGCUCUACCAAUUGAGCUACAGACAAUGACACUUGAUGAAGUGAACAUAUAGAACCCAUUGCCCUAGGAAUUAAUGCUUUGUCAUAGCCUCCAUUGUAUUGAUAUAGGACAGUAAGUUCUAAAAUAAUUUAAAAUAAUCCUCUGUCCUGCUUAAGACAAAACCAAUGCAUCUAGUCUCAACUGUCUUUUGCAACAGCUCAAAACGAACCAGCCACGGCCAUUUAGAAACACUGAUGAAAGUUGUAGAUUCUAUCUGAUCAGGAAUUACUUUUAAAGUUCUUGUUCACUUCAGACUCACUCCCACCCCAGUGUGUUUUUAUAUUUGUCUACAAGGCACAUAGAUGUUGGCCAAAAAAGUCCUAACACUCUCUAGUGAAGUAAACACUUCGCACAAUACAGGCUGCUUUUUAAACUGGGCCUUGACUCUGUUUAUGUAACUGUGUGUCUCCUCUCCUGUCUCCUCUCCUGUCUCCUCUCCUGUCUCCUCUCCUGUCUCCUCUCCUGUGUCCUCUCCUGUCUCCUCUCCUGUCUCCUCUCCUGUGUCCUCUCCUGUCUCCUCUCCUGUCUCCUCUCCUGUCUCCUCUCCUGUCCUCCUCUCCUGUCUCCUCUCCUGUCUCCUCUCCUGUCUCCUCUCCUGUCUCCUCUCCUGUCUCCUCUCCUGUCUCCUCUCCUGUCUCCUCUCCUGUCUCCUCUCCUGUCUCCUCUCCUGUCUCCUCUCCUGUCUCCUCUCCUGUCUCCUCUCCUGUCUCCUCUCCUGUCUCCUCUCCUGUCUCCUCUCCUGUCUCCUCUCCUGUCUCCUCUCCUGUGUGCCUUUAGCGUCUCGCUGGAGGAACAUCUACAGCAGCUCUGGUCAGAUGGGGGAGGCUGGCUCCUCUGGCUCUGGCCUCCUCUCUCCUGGGUACCACAACAAAUCCACUACCAAAACCCUACUAGCCAGUGGUGUCUCAGGUACGCAUGAUAUUAAUACACCACAUGCUUCUCUACAUCCAGCUGCUCUCGCUCUCCACAGUGUUUUUAAUUUUUGUGUUGGUGGAACUCAAGAUACUACUUUAUCAGAUUAAAAAGAACUUGAUAAGUUCUUAAAUAUGCACUCCAGCUAUUUUGGAACUUUUCCUGUUGAAAACAAUAUCCCAUGUAUAAAUACAGUAAUCUGGACCACCUAUAGAGAUGGGCAUUUUAAGUAAAUCAGGUGAUAAAUGAGCUGAAAGGGAGACUGGAGUAGGACUUUAAAGUAACAAGUUUGUAAGGAGUGUUUUAAUGUUUUCAAUGUUUGUUUACAAUAUUUGCUGUUAUCUGCAACGUUUCUUCAAAGGGUUGUUCUCCUCAACUCAACAACGUAAAGGGUCAAAGGUUGGAUCUCUUCUGUAUAUUGGCCUACUACAGUGAAGAUGCUGAAUGGUAUCUUGUAUUAUGCAUUGAUAAUAAUUUCACCAAAACUAAUGGCAUUUACAGGCUUGCUUUGCAGAGUGGUGUGGAUAUCAAAUACUGUGAUCCUUAGCGAUACUGGGAAAACAAACAUUUUAACUUCUCAGUGUGUGUGUGUGUGUGUGUGUGUGUGGCGCUAUGUAAGCCAACACAAUGCUUAUGUUUUUAUUAUGAACACUGACUGUAAAUAACUCUUUGCAUGAAGUAUGUAAAUGUUUUGCUUGCUGGUGAUCCCUCCUAAUCCCAGAUCUGUUAUAUAACCAAACACCCUGGAUGCUGCUGUUGUUGCCUCUGUGUCGGUUUGAAUGAAGGGUGUGUGGGUGUGUGUCAGACGAUGGCCUUGCCUAGUAGACGCCUCAUGCUUCCAGCUGUCCUCAGCACUGUGUCUAGACUAAUACAGCAGGACAGACAGGGAAGUCAUCUCCCCUCAUAACGCAGUUACUGGUCCAGCCCUCCGUCUCUGAUUUAGAGACUAAUAAAGAUAAUUGACUACUGUAUAGCUGUGGAUGGAUAAUGUAUAGUUGCAUGUCCUUGGUUUUCAAGUUGUAUUAUAGUCCUUGUUUUUAUCCCUCGAGGGGCAGUUGUGUGGGACAAACCUGUGGAUGGAUUCUGAAGGAGUGUGUGUGAUCUAAAUCCUGGUUGUGUUCUUGUGUUUCCAGGCUACAUGAGUGUGCACUCGGCUCUGAGUUCCCAGUCUUCUAUAGACAGUGAACUGAGUACCUCCGACGACUCCAUCUCCAUGGGUUACAAGCUACAGGACCUCACUGACGUCCAGAUCAUGGCCCGCCUACAGGAAGAGAGUGAGUGGUGUUGAAUAAUGACUGCCUUGAUAAUGUGUUUCAGGAAGAGAGUGAGUGGUGUUGAAUAAUGACUGCCUUGAUAAUGUGUUUCAGGAAGAGAGAGUGGUGUUGUGUUGAAUAAUGACUGCUGUGAUAAUGUGUUUCAGGAAGAGAGUGAGUGGUGUUGAAUAAUGACUGCUGUGAUAAUGUGUUUCAGGAAGAGAGUGAGUGGUGUUGAAUAAUGACUGCCUUGAUAAUGUGUUUCAGGAAGAGAGUGAGUGGUGUUGAAUAAUGACUGCUGUGAUAAUGUGUUUCAGGAAGAGAGUGAGUGGUGUUGAAUAAUGACUGCCUUGAUAAUGUGUUUCAGGAAGAGAGUGAGUGGUGUUGAAUAAUGACUGCCUUGAUAAUGUGUUUCAGGAAGAGAGUGAGUGGUGUUGAAUAAUGACUGCCUUGAUAAUGUGUUUCAGGAAGAGAGUGAGUGGUGUUGAAUAAUGACUGCCUUGAUAAUGUGUUUCAGGAAGAGAGUGAGUGGUGUUGUUUAGAAUUCUGUUAUGAAAGUCUAAAGGGAUACGUCAUUGUGAUUGUCAAAAUGCCACAGGUAACUUAUAAAGGAGACUGAGAAUAUGCUGACUCAUUGUGGUAGUGUUUGUGAUGUGUGGGUGGGUGUGUCCAUGUCUUUCAGAGUUUGUCCAUGUAGAUACUAGAUACACACUUGAGUGAUAAUGCUAGAGAAGCCGGUGUUUGGAGGAUAUAUUGGCACGGGCGUUGCGCGCCAAUACAUCCUCUAAACACCGGCUUCUCGGGCAUUAUCACUUUUAUACAACGGGUUACCAACAUAUUCAAAUAAUGAUUGACAUAUUUUCAUUAAACUUUUAUUUUGAUGAAUUUAUUCAUACAAUUUCAUCCUUCCACAAGAUAUAGUCCCGACACAAAUCUAGGGUUGCUUGCUAGCCAACUACAGCUAAUUUACAGUCACAUCAAACAGUGCAGCCAAUAUAACAACAAAGUAGCUGCAUUUGCAUUUGUUUAAGCUGUUUUCUAGUGAUAAUUAUUUGCAUACAUCCAUAACAAUGAGCUAAUGAGGCGCGAUUUCACCUGGCAUAGAAAAUGUGCUCUCUCGUCAGGACACUGUUAUACGAGAGCUAGCCAACAACGCCCCUAACACAAUCACUGCAAACUAGCUGCACUUCGUUUCGUUUUACCUGUUUUCUAUUAAUAGUUAUUUGUAUAUAUCCAUAAAAACUAUGCUGAUUCAUGAUUUCGACUGGCUGAGAAACGCUGCCUGCCUGUCUGUCUCAACCCGACUUGCGAUACGAUCAUUACUAUGGGACAGCUGGAAAUCGAAUUUAAAUAUUGAAACAAUGUUGCAAAUGUUGGCUAGACAGACAGCAAGGUUUAUACAAAUCUCCGCUGUUAAACUAAAUGUUAGUCUAAAAGAAAUGGGGGAUAAUAUAUAGAUGCUUUUUAUAGUGGAGAUCAAGUUUAUAAAUUGCCUGGCUGGGCUGAUGAGACAGUGGAUUGCGCAGUCAGAUGAAACCGAGUAAAUGGGCAUUUUAACGUCAUAGAUUUAGCUGGUGGUAACUUGUGGAAUAGACACCGGCUGGAAUGCGGUUUCAACCAAUCAGCAUUGGUUUAGACCCACCCGUUGUAUAAAAUACAGUAGACCCUUGUUCUUUUAUGUGUCCAGGCCCUGUAACUUUCUCUCUCUCUGUCUCCUCUCUCUCAGGUCUGAGACAGGACUAUGCCUCCAGCUCUGCCUCAGUGUCUCGUCGUAGUUCCUCUGCCUCCCUCCAGUCUCUACGUCGGGGUGGGACCUACAGCGACCAGGAGUUUGAUACCUACAGCCUGGAGGAUGAGGAGGAUGAGUGUUGCUCUCUGCCCCAGCGACGCCUCCGCUACUCCCCCUCUCCCCUGGGCUCACCCCGCUGCCUCUCCCCCUCCACGGGCUCCCAGGGCCAGACAGAGUACAGCAGGCUGGGGGCCCCCCGGCAACGCGCUCCACGCCGAUCGCUACAGGGGCCCGGGCCCGAGCUGCUAAAGUUUGUCAAGACCGAGGGUAGGUGGAGACUGGAGAGGAGUGUUCAUGCAUCACACACAAACCGAACACAUAGCAGUGUCUGUACACAGUCAAAACUACAGAGAAUGAUCAGUUAGAUGUACUCUGUAUUGUUUAAAGACAUACUUAUAAAUCGAUUAGUUCUAUAGAACAGGGUUUCCCAAAUUCGGUCCUGGGGGCCCCCCCCUGGGUUUUUGUCCUAGACCUACACAGCUGAUUCAAAUAACCAACUCAUCAUCAAGCUUUGAUUAUUUGAAUCAGCUGUGUAGUGCUAAGGCAACAAUCAAAACAUGCACCCGGGGAGGGCCCCAGGACCGACUUUGGGAGACCUUGCUAUAGAACGCAGUUUCAGUUCAGUCUUUCUCCAACUCAAGCCGUGUGUGUGUGUGUGGUUCCAGAAGAGUUGAGGCACAGCAUGCCUAACCUGGCCCCCCGCACCAGCCUGCGUUCCCUGGAGGCGGUCAGGAACAGCCGCAGCAUGGAGGCUAACCUCCAGAGCUCUGGCAACCGCAUAUCCCACCUGCCCCACGCCCCCUCCUCAGGUAACCCUCACCUACACCUGGCCUUUACCUUCCCCACUCUCUCAAGUGGAACCUGAUACUGCCUACCGUAUCCUGAGAGGUACAGAGGGAGCCUCUCUCACCUACCCUACUCCUCUCAGGUAACCCUAAACUGUUCCUCACCUGUCUCUCACCUACCCUACUCCUCUCAGGUAACCCUAAACUGUUCCUCACCUGUCUCUCACCUACCCUACUCCUCUCAGGUAACUCUAACCUGUUCCUCACCUGUCUCUCACCUACCCUGCUCCUCUCAGGUAACCCUAAACUGUUCCUCACCUGUCUCUCAGGUAACCCUAACGUGUUCCUCACCUGUCUCUCACCUAUCCUACUCCUCUCAGGUAACCCUAACCUACCCUACUCCUCUCAGGUAACCCUAAACUGUUCCUCACCUGUCUCUCACCUACCCUACUCCCCUCAGGUAACCCUAAACUGUUCCUCACCUGUCUCUCACCUACCCUGCUCCUCUCAGGUAACCCUAAACUGUUCCUCACCUGUCUCUCACCUACCCAAAUCCUCUCAGGUAACCCUAACCUGUUCCUCACCUGUCUCUCACCUACCCUACUCCUCUCAGGUAACCCUAAACUCUUCCUCACCUGUCUCUCACCUACCCUACUCCUCUCAGGUAACCCUAACGUGUUCCUCACCUGUCUCUCACCUACCCUACUCCUCUCAGGUAACCCUACCCUGUUCCUCACCUGUCUCUCACCUACCCUACUCCUCUCAGGUAACCCUACCCUAUCCUACUCCUCUCAGGUAACCCUACCCUACCCUACUCCCCUCACUUAACCCUACCCUGUUCCUCAUCUGUCUCUCACCUACCCUACUCCUCUCAGGUAACCCUAAACUGUUCCUCACCUGUCUCUCACCUACCCUACUCCUCUCAGGUAACCCUAAACUGUUCCUCACCUGUCUCACACCUACCCCACUCCUCUCAGGUAACCAUUGUCCGUCCGUCAGCAGGUAACUCAGACCUGCCCACAACUUAACUUCCUCAUCCUUCCUCCAUGGUUAUACACCUCAGUUCCACUAAUAUUCCUCUGGGUUCAGGCAUCUAGCCUACAACUCUUUGCUGCCACAAUUCCUGAUCUCAAGUAUACAGAGAAUAUGUGCCCUUCUCCCUCAUUUCCUGUAUUGUACUGUCAUCAGAGCAUUGGCAUAUGAACAUUAAAUAAGGGAGAAGACCACAUGUAUACUUUUUGAGUGUACUACUUCGCAGUGUGUGAGUGUGGAUAGCACUCUCUUAAACCCAUCUCAUCAUGCCCAUCGCUCUCCGCCCAGGUAUGUCAUCCAGUCGGAUGCGAGGCAGUGGCCAGUCCCCUCUGUCCAUGCGGGUCCCUGUCAAAGCCAUGGGCUCCAUGCCGGGGGCCCACCAGCCCUCCAGGGGCCUGCCUGUAGUCCAGAGUGUACCCAAUGGAGGGGUACGGAGGAUCCAGUCCCCAGGGCCUGCCAACGGGGGAGCCUACCCAGCCGGGAGAGCCUCUACUGGGGGUGGGAGGCAAGCAGCAGCCCCAUCCUCCAGGGGAAGACUGGCACAGACACCUAGAAGGUGAUUAAUUAAUUAAUUGAUUGAUCGAUCGUUUAGAAAUACACAUUCAGCAUUAUGACUUGGGAUGAUUACUCAAAGUGAGUUGAUAAGAGUGUGAUUUUCAGUACAGUCAUUUCGUUGGUUAAACGUGAUUACUCCUUAUCAGUGGAGGGCACAAACCGUUUGAAUGGCACUCUUACAGGUAUCAAGACUUAUGUUAUUGUUGUCUUUGUUUGUUAGGUCUAUGGGGAUGACUAGAAUGAAUGGCCCAAUCUCAAAUGAGUCGUGGAGAGACGGCUGCUACUGAGGCAACAAGGAAACUUCCUCCACCUCUCUCCUUUACCUUACGUUUUAGUAUAAACAACACCAACAUUACGUACUGACUCUGAACGUACCCCUGUAGGCAACACCAACGUACUUGCCUCUGAACGUACCGCUGUCCUCUGAACAUACCUCUGUAGGCUGGACCACUGUAGAUGAACAGACCUUCCCUGGCAUGGAGAACCCUCACACCACGGUUCCAUUGGAGACCGGGUAGAGAGUGACUGAGAGCACAUACACACACCGUUCGCUCUAUGGACCUAGACAGAGCUUCCAGAGUACAGAAGAUGUUGUUUUUAACAAGUCGAUUCCAAUUCCAGUCUAUAUUUUAUGAUGAUAGUUGAGAGAAGACUAAGGGUUGUUAUUUGAUUUGUUUGUUGUUCUGUAGAUGUACAAAUUAUUGAAGACUUUGAAUGGACUGUUUGUUCUAUUGUGGGUGAAGUUGAACUCUGACUGAUAUGAAGGUAGGGCGGCAGGUAGCUUAGUGGUUAAGAGCAUUGUGCCAGUAACCGAAAGGUCGCUGGUUCUAAUCCCCGAGCCGACUAGGUGAAAAAUCUGUCGAUGUGCCCUUGAGCAAGGCACUUAACCCUAUUUGCUCCUGUAAGUCGCUCUGGAUAAGAGCGUCUGCUAAAUGACCAAUUAUUUUUAUUAAUUAUAAGGUGAUCUCAUCUGUAACUUGGGUUUUGCAUGAUGUUUUAGUUUUUUCUUUCCUCCAAAUUAGUUGUUCUUAUAUAAUAGCCUUAUAAAUAAUAAGUCUGUUCUUCCAAGGAACAACCUCCAUGUUGGUGUGUGUGGGAAGGUUUUUUGAUUGGUUG